UCAUUCCGUGAGUGGAAGGCCAGCAGAGUGCCCGAAAACGCACAGGGGCUCGAGAACCACCACUGUUUCCAUCCUGACAAAAAGAAGACUGCUCAUACCUUGGCAUCUACUGGACAAACCUUCCAAAUGCCCGUUCUUUGAUAUUCUUUGCUCUUUGACAGAGUUCGCUGAACUGCACACAACAGAGAUAAAGACCUUUGCAGAGAAAAAGAGGAAGACUAGCAGACGUGCAUGGUGGUAGUUACACUAUACGGUGUACUUGAAAUCAGGCGUUACAUGUGAUGCUUGUGGUAGGAACUUCCUGCUUCGGCUCUCCCCCUGCGAAACAAUCACUUUAUUCCCCCGAGUUGUACCAUGCUGUUUGGCAAGAGGUUAUUUUCUCCAGAAACAAGUCAAGCAGCUGAGCGUGUGGGAUGAAAAGGCAAAGAAAGCUAAGAAGAGGAAAAAACAACAAUGCUGAGGAGCCACCAGGUGGUCUAUAUAGGCUUGGAGCUGGUGAUCGCUCUCCUGGCUGUGGCUGGGAACAUCCUGGUCUGCUGGUCUGUCUGCCUCAAUUCCAACCUGCAGAGUAUCACCAACUACUUUGUGGUGUCACUGGCUGUGGCCGAUAUUGCCGUUGGGCUGCUUGCCAUUCCUUUUGCCAUCACAAUCAGUGUGGGUUUUUGUGCUGACUUCUUUGGCUGCCUGUUCAUCGCUUGUUUCGUUCUCGUGCUCACUCAGAGCUCUAUCUUCAGUCUGCUGGCUAUUGCUGUGGACCGCUACAUUGCUAUCAACAACCCACUCAGGUACAACAGCUUAGUGACUGGUCAGAGGGCAAAGGGCAUCAUCGCUCUAUGCUGGGUUCUCUCAGUUAGCAUCGGCCUCACCCCAAUGUUUGGCUGGAACACAGGUUGGAACUCCACCAUCACUACCAGUGGAAACAACAGCUGCGCCGAAGGGAUGACGCAGUGCUUGUUUGAGAAAGUGGUUACCCUGGACUACAUGAUUUAUUUCAAUUUUUUCGGCUGUGUCCUGGUUCCUCUGUUGGUCAUGCUGGUCAUCUAUGCACAUAUUUUCAUGGCAGCGAGGCGGCAGCUCCGACGGAUGAGUCUCAAAGUUUCACACACGCCUGGUUCUGGAAGGAGAGCCACAUCUUCAAGCUCAACUCGUUCGAUUCUGCAGAAAGAAGUGCAUGCAGCAAAAUCCCUGGCCAUCAUUGUGGGUCUCUUUGCUUUUUGUUGGCUUCCCCUGCAUAUCAUCAAUUGUUUCAACUACUUGUGUAAGAACUGUGAGCGCCCUCACAUCUGGGUGAUGAACAUUGCUAUCAUCCUCUCCCAUGCUAACUCUGUUGUGAACCCCUUUAUCUAUGCAUACCGCAUUCGGGAGUUCAGACACACUUUUCGAAGGAUUUUGUACCAGCAUGUUCUGAGACAGAGGAAUGGACAUGGAAUUGGGGUCACUGACGGUAGAGGGGCUGGAAGCGAAAGCAUCAGACGGACUUCCCGCACAAGUAAAGAGGGUUCAUCGUGCGGCACCGUGGUAAACAGUUACGUCCUUGACCCCAGCCCUGAUCGGACUACACGAAAAACGACUCUUGAACUUUCUUGUCGUUGGAUGUCAAAUUUUGAUCUUGUGCCAAACAGCUUCAUAGUGAAUGGACACCGAGGAAAGAGUGACACCUCAUCAGCAGGUCAGGAGCAGCCAUGUGUGGCACAGGAUAGAGUGGAGUCAGCCAUGUUGAAGGGAGCAGAUGUUUCUGAACUGAGAGACGGGGGCUGCAUUGCUUUUGUGAACGUGCAAGCUCUUUCCCCGAUGAAAACGUCCGAAAACACUUGCAUUGCAAAUACCAGAAAAGUCACAUGACAAAAAUGCAUUGAGGAUUUGAAAAUGUUUUACCGUCAUUACACAAUAUAUUGCAACCAUGACAACAUGAAGAAAGAUGGUUUCAGCUUGAAAUACUUGACACCAACAGCAACACUUUCCAUUUUUUCUGAAGUAUUUACAAUAAAUAUUUGCAAGGAAAUUAAUAAUUUCAUUAACCAUUUUUAAGUUGGAUAAGACGUACGGUAAGUGCACUCAUUUGCUGAAAGAGAACCAUUUGGAGACUUAAUAAAAGCACAUGUUUUAUUCAAAUGCUGGGAUAUGUUAUGUCACAUGAGUUAUUCAAGAUAAAUGCUAUUUCAUAUGAUAUGUAGAAGAUUGGUACAUUAAUGUAGAGAAAGUAAUAUUCAGUGUCCAUAGAGAGUUUUCGAACCCCUUGCAACUUUCCCUAUUGUGUUAGGUUUUUUCCUCAUUAUAAAAGUAAUUAAGUUAUUUUCUCAUCAGUAUACUUACAGUGCUCUAAAAUGACAAAGCAAUAACA
Molecule: messenger RNA, 2341 nt
Organism: Menidia menidia (Atlantic silverside)
Lineage: Eukaryota; Metazoa; Chordata; Actinopteri; Atheriniformes; Atherinopsidae
Source: the annotation of a GenBank genome assembly